Messenger RNA from Durusdinium trenchii, 2017 nucleotides. Lineage: Eukaryota; Dinophyceae; Suessiales; Symbiodiniaceae. The record is from the annotation of a GenBank genome assembly.
AGCCUUUUGGGCUUGGCUUAUCUCUUUUGAUCUCUCUUGAGCAUCUGCCAGCGGUGCAGAUCAGUGACUCUGGCCUUUCAUGAAGGCUCAUGGUGUCGGAAGGGCAUUGGCCCAACCACUGAGAGCGGCAACGCGAAGGCAUUUUGCUGCGCGCUCCUGGGUGGAAUACGACGCCAAGUGCGACUUCCCGAUCGAAAACCUGCCGUUUGGUGUUUUCUCUUGUGCAAAGAGGGGGCCCCGCUGCGCCACGGCCAUUGGGCCUUAUGCAGUGGAUUUAGCCGUGCUUAGUGAACAUGGUGCUUUCAAGGACCUGGGUUUCGAUGCCACAAAGACCUUUGGGCAGCCGACGCUCAACGCGUUCAUGGCCUUGCCGCGAAGUGCCUGGCGUGCCACCCGCGCACGCCUCGCCGAGCUCUUCGCCGCGGACGGGGACGACGCCCUCCGCGGCCGCGCCACGCUGCGGGACGCGGCGCUGAGGCCGUUGGAGGAGGUGAAGAUGCACCUACCUGCCAAGAUCGGCGACUACACCGACUUCUAUUCCUCGAGAGAACAUGCCACAAAUGUGGGUAUCAUGUUCCGAGGAAAGGACAAUGCCUUGCAGCCGAACUGGCUCCACCUCCCCGUGGGCUACCACGGCCGUGCCAGCAGCGUGGUCUUGAGCGGUACGCCGCUGGCGCGGCCCCGUGGACAACUGCAGAAGAGCCGAGAGGAUCCCUGGCAAGGUUCUGUUUAUGGACCCUGCAAGCUCUUAGAUUUCGAGCUGGAGAUCGGCUUCUUCGUGGGUGGCCAGUUGCCACCGUUGGGGCGGCCACUGAGCAUCCAGGAGGCGGAGGAGCACAUCUUUGGCUACGUGCUGAUGAAUGACUGGUCUGCACGAGAUAUCCAGGCCUGGGAGUAUGUGCCCCUGGGCCCCUUCGGCGCCAAGAACUUCGGCACCACCAUCUCCCCAUGGAUCGUCAGCCCCGACGCGCUGGAGCCCUUUGUGUGUUCCACAUCGGCGGAGAAGCAAACCGAUCCUGAGCCACUGCCCUACUUGAAAGAAGAGAACUAUAGCUCCUAUGAUAUCAAGCUGGCCGUGGAUUUGCACACCCCCAGUCAAGGUAGCUCUGAGAAGGUCGUGACCACCAUCACAGAGUCCAACUUUCGACAUAUGUACUGGACACCGCGGCAGCAGUUGGUCCACCACAGCGUCACUGGAUGCAAUAUGCAACCUGGUGACCUCCUGGGCUCUGGGACCAUCUCUGGAACGGAGCAGAGGAGCUUCGGCUCGAUGCUGGAGCUCUCCUGGCGCGGCGCGCACGAGAUCCCCUUGAGCGAUGGUCAAGCCAGGAAGUUCCUCCAGGAUGGCGAUGUGUGCAACAUCCGCGGCUACUGCCAGGGCGAUGGCUAUCAGAUUGGCUUUGGCGAUUGUAGUGGCGAAGUCUUGCCAGCUGGAGCUCUUGACGAGGCCAAAGCGGCUGGUGCGGCCUCGAGCCCCUUGCAGGACGUGGAGCUCCACGGCUACUGGCGCUCGACCGCCUCCUGGAGAGUGCGCAUCGCUUUAGCGCAUCAUGGGAUCCACUACAAGAACACUCCGGUGAAUCUCAUGAAAAAUGAGCACCAGAGCGCCUCCUAUGCCCAAGUGUCCAGCAUGGGUCAGGUGCCGACCUUGAGUUUCACGGUGGCGGGCGAGCGGCAGAACCUGACCCAGUCCAUGGCCAUCGUGGAGUUCUUGGACUCGGUGUCCACUGGCUCGCCGCUGAUCCCGCCCACCGAUGGAACGGUUGAAGGUACGUUGAGAAGAGCGCGUGCGAUGGAAAUCGCUGAGAUUGUCAACUCGGGGAUGCAACCCCUGCAGAACCGACCCAUGCUGGGUUCUGCAGUGCCACCAAGAGUUCCAGGCGGCGCGGGCGACUGCCAGGGGCUGGUGACGCAACUCUUCCUAUCGCGCUUGGCAGAGGCCGGUCACACGGUGUGUCGGCAGGGCGGUCGCACCGUGGGGUGGUCAGGGCUCUCACUUUUCAAUAUGGGUGACUGA